This is a messenger RNA of Colletotrichum aenigma, 1239 nucleotides long. RefSeq lists its product as uncharacterized. The record is from RefSeq and is a predicted model, not a curated record. The transcript has a single exon. Lineage: Eukaryota; Fungi; Ascomycota; Sordariomycetes; Glomerellales; Glomerellaceae. Bases 1 to 1239 code for a protein of 412 amino acids.
AUGCGACUCCCGGACACCGUUCACGCCUGGCAGUGCGAGGUCCGGGCAGAGGGCAUCGCAAACGCGAAGCUGGGCGAUAUCAAAGCUGAUGGGCAUUUCUCUGGUUCCACGAUUCCCCACAGAGCCUUUCUCCAACUCCGCGCUGUCUGGCUUGAGCCGAAGGAGGGCGCAGCUGCUCCAGCCGACCUCGAGACCGCCGGCUUCUUCAACCGCACCGACAGAGAUCUGGCCACAUCCUGUCUCGACGCGAACCAUUCGCGGUUUGGAAACUUCAUCGCCACAGUGGAAGCAUCUAACCAUGACCGACGUCCUCAAGACCCGUUUCCGGUGACUCCAUCGCUGGGCAAGGCCAGGCUGGGAUCUCCCUCCCAGGCGGACGACCUGGGCAUGUUCGGGCCUGCCUUUACGUCGUGGCAGCGGUUGAAGCCCAUCGGCAAGACUCAAGGUCCGCCUAAGGGAAUGCCGAACUUCACACCGAAAGUCACGAUAAGAUUUGAAUCCACGCUUCAAGAAAACCUCUUGCUGCAGCCGGUAUCCCGUUUGGACUUGACCGGAGCCAAGUCGCAGCUGCCACCACAGAAUGCAGAGGAUCUCAUCGAAGACAUUUUUGCAAGCAUGUCUUUGAGCGAAACCAGUUUCGACAUUGACACUCCGUCCAAGCCCCCACGAGGUGGCAGGCCAGGCGCAACAGGUCAACGAGAACAGCCGGUUCCAGCGAUGCCAGCGAUGGAGGGCGGAGACCCAGCAGAGCCCCCGAACGAGAGGGUGGACGCUGUUCCAGUGCUUGAGCUCGCAGACUCGGAUGCGCCUGCGCCCCUCGUUCGCCUCCUCAGGACAGAGUAUGAAGUGCAGACGUCCCAUUUCUUUGUCACGUAUGCCGACACGCUUCUCGGCCACGCCCUCUCGAUAUCGUUUUCAAACCACCUGUCCAUCGUGCCGGAAGAGCAACGGUAUGGAUUCGGCAAGGCCGCCAUCCCGCCCGUCCGAGAAGGGGAGGCAGCCGCGCCGUCAUCGUCCGGGACUGGAAAAAAAAGACCGUAUCUAUUCGUGGCCUGCCCCGAUGGUGCCGCCUACGUCAACCUAGGCCCCAGGCUCCGAAAGGCAUUUUUGCACUUUGAGCUAAAACCGUUCCGCAGAGAUGGGUCAGCGAAAGCAUUGAAUAUUUGCCGUGAGGAGACGGCCGAGAUGGCGGCUAUUUUUUACCAGGAAUACUGUAGCGACCAGGCCGACAAACCGUAA